AUGCCUUCUAUUAUUUCACUAGUGUGCGUAAUUGGUGGUGGACAUGCAGGGUGCGAGGCAGCAGCAGGUGCUGCACGCACCGGAGCUAGAACCAUUCUUUUGACCCAGAAACUCGAGACUGUCGGAGAGCUUUCAUGCAAUCCAUCGAUCGGCGGUGUCGGAAAGGGAACCCUGGUACGGGAGGUGGAUGCACUUGAUGGGUUGAUGGGUCGCGUUGCGGAUAAGGCCGGGAUACAGUUCCAGAUUCUCAACCGUUCCAAAGGUGCUGCUGUCUGGGGACCAAGAGCUCAAAUUGAUCGAAAAUUAUACAAGCGAAGCAUGCAGAAUCUCCUGUUCAAUUAUCCUGGUCUCGACGUUCGUGCAGGAAGUGUAUUUGACCUGUUAUUUGAUCCUACCAACGCGGAGAAUCCAUGGGGAAAGAUAACUGGUGUUCAGCUUGAAAAUCAGGAAGUCAUUCAUUGCUCUCAGGUCGUUAUUUGCACUGGAACAUUUUUAUCUGGAGAAAUUCAUAUGGGUAUGAAACGGUUUCCAGCAGGAAGGCUAGGCGAUGCCCCUUCUAUCGGACUUUCAGCGUCGUUAAACUCUGCAGGAUUUAAACUGGGUCGCUUACAAACAGGGACGCCUGCACGGUUGGACCGCAAUACGAUUGACUUUCGCGGGAUGGAGCAGCAAGUAGGAGAUGUCUCUCCAACUCCUUUCAGCUUCUUGAACGACGCCGUAGACAACGCGGCAAACCAAAUUGCAUGUUAUCAAACAAGAACAACCCCAGCAACACACCAAAUUGUAAAGGAUAAUAUACAUCGCAGCGUUCACAUCCAGGAAACUCGCAAAGGACCACGCUAUUGCCCGUCCUUGGAAGCAAAAAUUCUUCGUUUUGGUCAUAAAGCAUCACACACCGUAUGGCUUGAGCCAGAAGGUUAUGAUUCCGAUGUCAUCUAUCCCAACGGAAUAUCGUGUAGUCUUCCCGAGGAAAUUCAAGAACCGAUGAUGAGGACUAUACCAGGUCUUGAAAAUGUGAAAAUGGUCAAACCCGCCUAUGGUGUCGAAUAUGACUACAUCGACCCCAGGGAGCUAGGGCCUACUUUGGAAACCAAUCGCGUCAAGGGUCUAUUCCUCGCUGGUCAAAUCAACGGAACAACUGGGUACGAAGAAGCCGCUGCUCAAGGUGCAGUUGCAGGAAUCAACGCUGGUUUAGCCGCCCUGAAUAAGCCUCCAUUGGUGCUUACCCGCGCCGAUAGCUUUACUGGUGUGAUGAUUGAUGACCUCAUUGUCAAAGGAGCAGAGGAGCCCUACCGGAUGUUCACAUCGCGAUCAGAGUAUCGGAUGAGUAUCCGAAGUGAUAACGCGGACUUGCGUCUUACGGAAAAAGGACGUGAGGCUGGAGUUGUUUCCGAUGAAAGGUGGAAAGUGUUUGAGAAUGUCAAGGAUACCAUGGAGGAAACGAAGAGUCUUUUAAGGUCAAUAUCAUUGAGUCCGCAAGCGUGGGCCAGCCAUGGUAUUACUGUACAAUUUGACGGAAUCAAGCGGAGCGCCUUCCAAAUGCUACGAUACCCCAGAAUCACCCCUUUCAGCCUUACAACAGCUAUACCUAGUCUCCAAAACAUACACCCUCGGAUAUUGACCCGGAUUGGCAUCGAUGGAUUGUACGAUGCGCACUUAACUCGGCAGGAAGCUGAUGUCAAAGCGUUUAGCGCUGACGAAUCUUUGACUCUCGAUCCCCAGAUGGAUUAUUCCACUGUCGCAGGGUUGAGUUCUGAGAUUAUCGAGAAAUUGUAUAGAGUUAAACCGACGACGAUAGGCGCUGCUAAACGGAUGGAAGGAAUGACUCCAACUUCGCUAAUCUCACUCUUGAAGCAUUCUAAACGGAAAUGGGUCAAUGGGCCUCAAAAGGCCUCGGUUUAA
Molecule: messenger RNA, 1902 nt
Organism: Psilocybe cubensis
Lineage: Eukaryota; Fungi; Basidiomycota; Agaricomycetes; Agaricales; Agrocybaceae
Exons: 15
Coding region: 1-1902 (633 amino acids)
Biological process (GO): tRNA wobble uridine modification; tRNA methylation
Cellular component (GO): cytosol
Molecular function (GO): flavin adenine dinucleotide binding
Source: RefSeq, a predicted model, not a curated record